Messenger RNA from Suillus clintonianus, 2817 nucleotides. RefSeq lists its product as uncharacterized. The coding region runs from base 1 to 2817 and encodes 938 amino acids. NCBI's taxonomy places the organism in Eukaryota, Fungi, Basidiomycota, Agaricomycetes, Boletales, Suillaceae. The transcript has 9 exons. The record is from RefSeq and is a predicted model, not a curated record.
AUGAGUUUGGAUGAGCGUCGGGCACUCGAAGCGCUGAAAGAGGACAAUAAUAGCACCAUCGAUGGCUGGCAGGAUGACUACGAUGACUUCAGCUUUGGCAACGUCUGCGAUGGAACAGAGCCGCUCGCCAUCAGCCAUGCUGGUGGCGAGUUCACUGACCUUGCAAGAGAGGUUCUAGGAGACUUUUGGAAAACCAGCAACAAUCGUGUUCGACGGGUGGAUAACCGCACCCGUCGUGAUCGUGUCCUCCGUAGGAACAAGGCGUUUGCUGAGCAGCUGCCAGCGAUAACGGACGCGUACCUUGCGUGGAGCCUGGCAAAAUGUAAGGAAGGGUUUUUUGAGAGAUUGGAGAGGGAGAACCUAGGGCUGGAUGGCUUUGACUACGGUCAGUGGCCGAUGAGCGUGAUAGACGUGUUCUACGCUGAGAAAGUCAUUCUUCGAAUCUUGCCAGCAGACGCCACUAUCAGCAGUGCGCUCGUUCGUCAAGGCGUGAUGCCUUGUUCACCAAUAUCACCGACUGUCGGGAUCACCACCGAAGCUCUGGACUUAUACCGUGUAGCACAUCUUAGGAGCCCUCAAUUGUCUAUCCAGGCUUUCGUCAAGACUAUGUGCGACUUACAUGGUGUUAGUUUCCACAGACAUCUAUCUCGACAAUUCUCGAUUGCGUUCGAUUUAUAUCUUCAAGUUCGACGCUCCGUGGCAGCCAUGGUAGCCGAAUCGUUACGACGCAACACGCCUGAUUGGCGCGUGAAACACGCCUGUCCCGCAUGUACAUAUAAACUGACGGAUGAACCCGAGUUGACAUUUAGCUUACUCUACGCUAUGGACGGUAACGACUCUUUAAAAAGAGUCCUUCGAAGAUCCUUGGAUACUGACGAGUCCCUCGGUACAUCUUCAGAACUUCCAACAGGGCAGCAACUGGCAAGUGACCGCUACCUAUCCCGCACUUUUGUAGAUCAGUUCGCGCGGGACUCCACUACUGCAGGUGAUGAGGACGCACAUCUCGAGAACUUGUGCGAAGCGCGCUGGAAGAACAUGGACGAUACGAAGACCAAGAAAGCAUGGGGCAUUUACGACGAAACGGGCAUUUUUGUGGCCGUGUGCCGCCACGGAUUCUCUCUCCUUGUUGCAGAUAUGGUACAGAGCGGGGAGCUCGCAAAGUAUCCUCUAGCCGUUGUCUCAAAGUUGCUGGACGUAUUUGGAAGCAAUCUGGGCGGUGGAUAUGACAUUGGAUGUCAAUUCAAGACCACGCUUGACAACAGUUCCCUCGGACCCCUCGCACGGUCUAUGCAUCACACUUGUCUUGUCGGCGCCUUCCACGGACAUGCGCACCGGCGAUUGUGCCAACUGUACUCGCUUACCACUUACAUCAAAGGUUUAGGACUCGAAGAUCUCGAGACUUGCGAACGGACGUUUUCAAAAUCCAAUUCCUUAGCGUCGGCACUACGGUACGCAAGCGUCUUCCAUAGACAACAGGCCAUCGACACCUACUUCGAGCACAAUGAUGAUUUUGAAGUCUACGCUAAUCUUUCCGACUUUUUAUACAACAAUUACAAGCAGGCGCUUGAUAUCUUGAGCGACGGAGACGCGACCCUACCAAACCUUAUGCGAGAUCUCAAAGUUACGGACGUAGCAGUUUUCGAGGGCUGGCUGGCGGAAGAAAAGGUAUAUCUUCAAAGUCUGAUGCGAGAACCCGAGGUCGAAACUCUGCAGAUGGAAUAUUGGCAGAAGUUAGUUAAUCUUACUGCGAGCGAGGAAAUUCUACGCGCUUCAAUGACAUCAUUCCAGGGCUCAUCGCACCUCGAGGCUGUGCCAUACGAUGCGCACGUCAAGAAUACUCGCAACGCUGAGACUGCCCGACGGCAUGCUUUGGAGGACCAUGAGAGAUAUUUGAAGCUCGUCCAGGCACUGGAGUGCAAGCUCGAGGUCGAGAAACGCUGGACUCCGCACGAUGGAGAGUGGCAGAGGGUUGGGAGGCUCGUGGCCAAUCGGAAAUACCAGCGUGCCCUGGACCGUCUCGAAGGAUUAAUUGUGGCACGCAUAUUUGAGCUAACGAGGAUGAACCGUGCGGGCACAGGCUACAAACUGCGAAAGCAUAUCGCUAAGGCGUUACAAACGCGUUCCGUCGCCAUCAGAACUGCCCUCACCACAUACAACACUAUUGCUGGGUCAAUGCACCCUCCCCGCCGGACGCUUAAGUGGGAUGAGGUCGUAGAGUAUGCGUUCCUCGCAGACUUCGACUUACUACGUGAUACGCGCGUGGACAUAUCUCGACACCCGUGGUCAUCGACCGCUGCUCGUAGCGCGAUGGACCUCUACUUCAAAACGUGUCGUGCUCGUGAAGAGAUCGAGCGUCUCGAUAUUGAGGUACGACGCCUCAUUACCUAUAUACGCGAUGAAGAGAGGUAUCUACGGGAAUGCGAGAAUCAGUUACAAGCCACCAGCCCAGCCCUUGCACAUCAAAUCGCCAUCCACCGAAACACUCGAGGUCGCUUCAACUCACGACAUCUCAAACGACUCUACGACAUUUCGAAGCUUCCAGGUUUCAGAGGGACGCUAACCCCUGGUGUCAGUGCGAACACAAGUCCCGGCGAGAGCGCGAGUAUAGCUAAUGCACAGAUCCCCACCCGCAUGAUUGUUCAACCCCCGCCUGUUCAUCACACCGCAUCGUCCUUAGCCGUAGACACCCAGGAUGACCUGGAUGACGAGGAGGAAGAGGACGAGGUAGUGGAGCAAGUAUCUAGGAGUUUACAGGACGUCCUCCUUGUUGCGGAUGACUUUUCACGCCUUGGAAUUCAUGGUGAUGCUGAGGAGUAG